AUGAGGCUAUGGACAUGUAACACCUCAUACACGAUUAGUGGUAAUUAUAUGGCAUCAUUAUUUCAAGUUUUCUAUAUACGUAUUUGUCAACCAGCAUUUAUACAGUUUAAAAAGUGUAUCAAAAAGUGUUUUAAUCAAUUAACUCAUAGAAAAGUUACUCAACAAUUAAAAUUAUCAAAAAACAAUGAUAUUUUAAUAUAUGAAAGAAAGAAUUCAAGAUUAUCAUCAUCAUCAAAUCCAAUAAAAUAUAAAAGAUAUAAAAGAAAACUAACUCAUACUACUCACAAUCAUUCUAAUAGUAGUAGAAUUAGUAGUAAUGACAAUAAUAACCAUUUAUAUCAUACUUAUCAUAGUCAUAGCUAUGCUAAUUACAAUCCUAAUGAUCAGUUGAAUUUAAAAAAUAUUGAACGAUCAAAUUUAGCAUGGAGUGAUAAACAAUCCCAAACUUCUUCAUCAAGAUUAUCAUCAUAUAAACCAGAUUAUUUAAUGGAACCUAUACCAUCUACAACUUCUUAUAUAAAUACAAAAAAUUAUUCAACCCAGAGAUUUAACAUAAAUGAUAUAUACUCACUAAGUCCAUAUUUACAACAACAACAACAACAACAUACACCACUGGAAAGUUUUGACUUGUCAAAUUAUUAUUUAAAUACAACUCGUUCAAUCAAUGAUCAAUCAUUCAAUGAAUCAAUAAAUACUUCGAAUAACCUUGAAUUACUUUCAUCAAUGAAUGUGAUAAAUAUAGAUCAUCAAUUAACACAACAACAACAACAACAAAAACGACAAAGUGAUUUAGAUAUAGGUCAUUCUGCAACAAAUGAAUCGAAUAAAUCAUCAAAUGAAACAUUAAAAACAGUUCCAAUAUCAUUAACUAUACUUAUGAUGACUGUUUAUAUAUUAUUAGGCGCUACUGUAUUUUGUUUAUGGGAAUCAACAGAUUAUUUAAAAUGGUCAUAUUUUUGUUUUGUAACAUUAUCAACAAUUGGAUUUGGUGAUAUUGUACCAGGUACAAAGAUUGAUUCACAAAAUCCAAAAGAAAAGAUGAUUGCUUUAGCAGUCUAUGUAGCUCUUGGUCUAUCUUUAUUUGCAAUGUGUUUCAAUUUAAUGGAAGAAGAGGUUACAGCAAAAAUGAAAAGAAUAGGACGACGUAUAGGUGUUACAAAAUCUAAAAAAAAGAAAUCAAAAUCUUAG
This is a messenger RNA of Schistosoma curassoni, 1188 nucleotides long. The record is from the annotation of a GenBank genome assembly. NCBI's taxonomy places the organism in Eukaryota, Metazoa, Platyhelminthes, Trematoda, Strigeidida, Schistosomatidae.